AUGCAAAGGUCUGAACCGCAGCUGGUUACUUUGUCACCAUUGCCGAUCCCUCCAGCGGAGCUGCAAGACUACUUGGCUUGUCGUUUCAAAUGUCGCACGAAUGCGGAUUCCAGUCAAGGCAAAAUGCAACAUUUGUCUACAUCUCCGUCUAAUUCGAGGAAGCCAUCCAAUAGUUCUUGUAGUCCGUUCUGUUAUGCAGACUGUCACAGGCAAUCAGUCCUAGAAUCCACUCUCGCCGUAGCUCGAAAACACGCUCAUUGGAGCGAAUGUUCCACAACCAGUGCCUCGGAUUCUGUGGCAUCCUCCGGACCUAACUGCUCAUCAUCACCGGCGGAGCCUUGUCUGUCCUGUGUUCCUUUCUCAGGUCCUGAUACAAAGGUAUCGGCUCCCACUGUUACAGCCAGUGUGGAAUGUGAAUCGUCGGUCGCUCCUUUGGCAACUGUAUCUCAGACGGGAUUUCACUCUCCUGGCCUCGCAAUGGCAGCGAUAUCCAAUCAACCGUCCAUUGUGAAUGGGAAAGUAUCCAUACUCAACCGCUCAUUGUCUAGCGGUAACAGUCCACAGUUUCAUUUGACACCGCUCCAUCCAACUUGUACGGUUAUCCCUGGAAGUCAGUACUUCACGUCUCGUCGGCGACAUACAGCCAGUGCGAGUGAAGCCUUAUCAUUUCAAAGUGGAUUUUCAUCAGGUGAUGGAGCUCCGAACGCCACUGACAGUAUGCGAACACAUAGUACAAAAGCGUCGUUAGUCUCUUUGGCUGUCUCUGCAAUUCCCCUUUGGGCUGAAGCCCCUUCGAAAGCGAAACCAAGAACUGGAUGUAAUUACAUGUCCCGCGAAAUGCUUGCUGCAUUGUAUUCACAAAGAAAACGACAGCAGCAACAACAAAAACCAUAUGGUCAUCAACCUCCCCCUCCACCACCCCCAGCACAGCGACCACUUCCUUCCACGGGUCUCGGUCUGCCUAACUAGGACACUGGUCCGAAAUCAGGGGAACACUGUGAAUUUCUAUGCAACCGAGAUUAUCAGUUUUCUCCGUCGAUUCCGGAAACAUAUUUCACAUCCGGUUGUGUGCUGGAAACAUACACAUUAGCUCAUUCCACAGAUACCUAUCAGUCGACUAUUUUAUCAAACCCGACCGAGCAUUAUGGGAAUACCGCAGGGACGAGCUGCUCACAGCACGCUGACCACAUGGCACGUUCGUCGCAGAAUGUGGGAAGACCAUACAUCAAUAUGGUCCCACCUUCCCAUCGAAACGGUUUACAACCGAUUGAAGAGUGUCGAUUCUCCUCUAAUGCCUCCGAAUAUUCGCUCACUCAACCUUUGGCUCGUCGUGCAUUGGUUCCAUCAGAGUCCACACCGAUACCUACUUGCUCAAGCGUCUCAGGCCUCUCAGACCCGAUCGAAUCGAGAAAUGGCACUUCAACACAAAAUUUGCUUAACGGGAACGGAACAGGUUCGGCAAACAGCACUCAGGGAAGUUAUGUGAAUGUUACGGCUUGCGCCCUUUCCACCAAUCGAACCGGAACUGCUGUAUCUAACUCAUCUGCGGGCAGUCAUACAGUUCAAUAUAUCAAUCUUGCUUCCGCAUCCAUGCGUUCGUGCAGCACGGAUUCACCAAGUGGACACUGCGUUUCACUUACAAUAACCACACCCGUUCAGUCUAUUUGUCAGUGUUAUCGAACGGAACCGACUACUAACCAUGUGGCCCUUUCUUCCACCAGUCAUUCGCCACGCAAAUGCAGCGGAGAACAAUCCCCUUGUCAUAUCCGCUCAACCUGUUCUACUUCGGUUUGUUUGCACCAGUCCAACAUGGCUCAGACGUUUGCAACGGAUCAGUGUAAUAAAGAGUGCGUUCCUGCGGUGCUACCUACGUCCAAACCCGGUGUUCUCUCGAACAACGUACCCCGUUUGCACUACGCUCAUCUGACUCUAUCUAAUGAUUCCACUUGCCGCAUGUUGAGGCCUUCUUCCUCGGCAACUUCCAAUCGUGAGUCUAGCUCAGAUCUGCGCCCAAACAUACACACCGUCCAGUCUCUGCCCUGUGCAUUUGUCGGAACUACCGGUGCGACGGGUACUGUUAUGAGUACAUCCCAUUCAGGUGACAUCGCCACCACAACUUCUGUCAGUACGACUUGUUCCGGAUUAAAUUAUGUGACCAUUGAUUUGGUUCAAACUAAAGCUCUUUCAGAACUGGAACGCGAGUUGCGCGGUGCCACCGAAUCAGAGAGCGGUUCACAUUCACUGCUGAACACCGGUUCCAGGCGUGCAACCAUCUCUCGUGCCGGUACUCAUUCCGCUACUCUUCCAGGCCCAUCCACGACCGUUGAUGUAAGUCUAAAUAAUUUUUCAGCGCAUAUUUCGACCCUUUGCGAUAAUAAUAUUACUUUCCGUUUUCUUUUUUCGUGA
Echinostoma caproni is the source of this 2406-nucleotide messenger RNA. The record is from the annotation of a GenBank genome assembly. Lineage: Eukaryota; Metazoa; Platyhelminthes; Trematoda; Plagiorchiida; Echinostomatidae.